AUGGACACCUUGCCUUCACACUUACAGCUCAGCGGCUCGGCCGCAGUCGCGGGUGUUUUGACACAUCUCCUUUAUUUCAUUCGAGGGGAACAUCAUGUUCAUGCCCCGAGAAUCGUCCAGUUUUACAUCUUUUUGACAGCCAUUCUGGCUGGACUCAUAUACCGAACGACAGGAUAUGAUAUACUCACAACUGCCAUCGCAACCAGUAUUGUCGUAGUGUCAUACAAUACUGGUCUAUUGGGCAGCUUGUUCACGUAUAGGGCGUUCUUCCACCGCCUGAGGGAGUUCAGCGGACCGUUCCAGGCACGACUGUCGAAUCUCUACCAUGCAUCGCUGCUGAAGAACUCGGACAACUAUCGCAUCAUCACUGAGAUGCAUAAGAAAUACGGGCCUGUGGUCCGAACUGGCCCAGCAAACCUUUCUGUCAACAUUCCCGAAGCGGUGCAGUUAGUCCUUGGAUCUGAUUCGAAGUGCUCAAAGACUGCUUGGUACGAUGCCUCGCUUCCCCUAGUUAAUUUACAUACCGCCCGCGACAAGAAAGUCCACGAACGCAGACGCAAAGUCUUCUCAAAAGCCUUCUCUCCCAAAGCCCUCCUCGAAUACGAGUCGCGAGUCUCGGUACACUCAGAGCUGUUCUGUCGUGCUAUUGCCGGGAUGAAAGGUCAACCAUUUGACGCGACACGCUGGUUCAAAUAUUUUGCAUUCGAUGUCAUGGGGGAAGUUGGUCUGAGUGAGAGCUUUCGAAUGCUUACCGAGGAAACCAAUCGCUGGAUUCCAGAUCUGUUGGAGGACGGCAUGUCUGACAUUGCCCAAUUACAGCCAAUCCCCUGGGCAACGAUUCUGCUGCACCGCCUUCCUCUUAUUGCACAUGGCCCAAAGAGAUUCUUGGAGUUUGUCACGGAGCAAGCGAAGAGGCGAGCACAGAGAUCAGAUGUCAAACCUGAUGUGCUUUCCUAUCUUGUUGAAGCGUACGAGCAAAGCGAAAAGAAGGAUAUAGACUUUCAGUGGUACAGAGGAGAUACGCGUCUCGUGAUUGUCGGGGGCUCAGACACUACGGCGGCGACCUUAACGUACAUCUUCUACCACCUGGCUACUGAUCCCACCCAGAUCACCAAGCUCCGGGCUGAGCUCGAGCCGCUACUGCAAGGAAGAUCUGAGCUUGAUCCUAAGGACGUCAAUGCCGCAAAACAUCUGAAUGGUGUCAUUCACGAGGCUCUGAGACUGCAUCCGCCGAUCCCGUCAGGCUUUCCUCGCUUGACUCCCCCAGAAGGUAUCACCAUUAACGGCACAUACAUUCCAGGAAAUACCACUGUUGUCCUUCCACUCUGGACAAUGGGGCGCUCCGAAGAAUGCUACCCUCGAGCUAAUGAGUUUAUACCCGAGCGUUGGUACUCUCAGCCAGAGCUUAUUCAACACAAUGUUUUUGCUCCUUUCGGCCUCGGGCCAUAUGGUUGCAUUGGUAAGCACCUUGCCAUGAUGGAAAUUCGCAACAUGAUCGUCCACAUUCUCAGCAACUUUGACGUCAUUGAGCUUGCUCCUGGAGAAGAUGGCUAUCGUUUGUUGAAUGAGUCGAAAGAUCAUUUCACCAUCGGACUUCAGCCGUUGAUGAUGGUCUUCGGUAAGAAACAACAGGUCCAGAACAGAGGCGAUGUUGUCAAAGGUGGCUGA
Messenger RNA from Fonsecaea multimorphosa CBS 102226, 1668 nucleotides. RefSeq lists its product as uncharacterized. Lineage: Eukaryota; Fungi; Ascomycota; Eurotiomycetes; Chaetothyriales; Herpotrichiellaceae. The record is from RefSeq and is a predicted model, not a curated record. Bases 1 to 1668 code for a protein of 555 amino acids. The transcript is spliced from 6 exons. Gene Ontology annotation, molecular function: iron ion binding; oxidoreductase activity, acting on paired donors, with incorporation or reduction of molecular oxygen; monooxygenase activity.